CUCGCAGGUCCUUCAGCAACUAGGAUCGAGCAGCUAUAUAUCAGGUUCUGGUCCGUGCAAGUAUCGUUAUGGACACCUGGGAGGCCCGAUCAACCUGAACCCAGGAAGGACUAAGGCAGCAGCACAGACAAGUGACCAGCACACGGAGGUCCAAGCUGUUGUGACUGUUUCAAAACUAAAGAAGACCCACCGAGGAUGGACAAGGAGAAAAUCAAGAAGACCAAGCGGAUAUUAAAUCUUACACUGGAGAUCAUCUACCUGCUGACAGGAGAGGAUUACACAGUAGUGAAGAAGACCUCUGGUGACUGUGUGACCCCUAGUAGCUCUCCCCAGUCAGUAGAUUUGAACCUCAUCACAGAGAGUCCACCUCACUCACAGAUACCCCAGACGAACAAUGAGCAGAAAAUCCUAGAACUCACCAACAAGAUCAUUGAGCUACUGACUGAAGAGGAAAAGGAUUGUUUAAGAGGACACAAAACGGUCACGAAAAAGACUAUACACAAAGAUGUCAUGGAAAAGACUUGUCGGCCCCUCACAUCACCAGAUAGGACUCCUAAAGGAGCUACACCAGAGAGCAGUCCCAGUCCUUGUUCUAUUGAGGAUUGUGAACAGAUGAAUAGCAGUGACCCACCGGACCAUGAAGUUGGAGUCUCUACGAACAUCAAAGAUAAUGACCUCUUCAUUGUUAAAGUUGAAGCCACUGAGGAAGAUGAGAUGUAUAUGGACGGCGGAAAACGGUGCAAGGAGGAAAGCAAUACUACGGAUAUCAGCAUAGAAGAAGGAUGCAGUGACAGCUCAGGUGGAUAUCUUGUAACUCCAGAUUCAGAAGCAGAAGAUGAUAUCAAUCAGGAUUCCGCAGGAAAGAAACUUUCCAACCCCAACAUACAUGCAGAACUUUCCAGUCAAAAUAUGUUUGAUGAUCCCUCUAAUUAUGAGGAACUUCCUGAUAAACAUGUUAAAAAAAGUAAAAGUCAUAAAGGGGUUGAAAUACUUCCAUGUUGCCAGUGUGGGAGGUUCUCCUCAUUUUCUUGUUCCAGUUGUGGUACAGAGGGAACGACUAUUGUUACACAUGAGGAAAUUAAGAAAAAAAAGCGUUCAUUUUCAUGUAACGAAUGCAGUAAAACUUAUACUCAUAAAUCACAUCUUGUACAGCAUCAGAGAGUUCACACGGGUGAGAAGCCGUAUUCAUGUGAGGAUUGCGAUAAGUGUUUUUCAAGGAAAUCGCAUCUUGUUGAACAUCAGAGAACUCACACGGGGAAGAAACCGUUUACAUGUCCAGAAUGUGGGAAAUGUUUUAGCAAGAAAUCAAAUCUAAUUCAGCACAAGAGAAGUCACACAGGGGAGAAGCCAUUUUCAUGUUCAGAAUGUGGGAGGUGUUUCACAGUUAAAGGAAACCUCGAGAGACAUCAGAGAACUCACAGAGAUGAGAGAUUAUUUUCAUGUUCGGAGUGUGGAAAGUUCUUUUCCCAGAAAUCACAUCUUCUUGAACAUCAAAGAAUUCACACAGGGGAGAAGCCAUUUCAAUGUCUGGAUUGUGAGAAGUGUUUUAACGACAAGGCCGAUCUUGUUAAACAUCAGAGAGUUCACAUGGAGGAGCAGGAUUUCCAGCUUCCAUCUGAUGGGAUCUGGUCCCAUCAUUUGCAAUAAGUGUGUGAUCCUCACACAGACUGUUAAAAUAGAUGUAGGACUACUGUUUAAAGGGGGUGUAAAAAAAAAAUGAGCAAAGUGCAGGUAAGUUAUAAAUAUUUUAAAAAAGGCCUAUACUCACCUGUUCCAUCACUUGCUCCUCCAGUGGUCACAACUGGUCUCUGUUUACAUUCCUGCAGCGAUGAUGAGCCACACAUGCAUAUGACCGCUGCAGCCAUUCACUAGCAUGUGACCACAGAGGCCAGUUAUUAGCGGUCUGAUGGAUGUACAUGAUAACAUCACUGCAGGAGAAAUAGAUAGGGAUUAGUGGGGAACACCCAAGCGGCAGGCGAUUGAACAGUAGAUAAUACGACAGCCCUAUUCUUUGCCAAAUUUUUUAAAUCCUGAACAACCCCUUUAAAGGGCAUCUGUCAGCAGUUUUGUACCUAUGA
Messenger RNA from Bufo gargarizans (Asiatic toad), 2078 nucleotides. Its product is annotated as oocyte zinc finger protein XlCOF7.1-like. Gene Ontology annotation, molecular function: DNA-binding transcription factor activity, RNA polymerase II-specific; RNA polymerase II cis-regulatory region sequence-specific DNA binding. The transcript has 8 exons. The coding region runs from base 196 to 1647 and encodes 483 amino acids. Lineage: Eukaryota; Metazoa; Chordata; Amphibia; Anura; Bufonidae. Gene Ontology annotation, biological process: regulation of transcription by RNA polymerase II. The record is from RefSeq and is a predicted model, not a curated record.